AUGGUCAUUACCGAGACGGAGCUCGCCAUGAUCGUCUGUCAACACUCCGAGUCGAUGACGAAGCUCAUGCUAGUGAACUGUGGCAUCACACUCGGUCAUCUCGAAGGGCUUGCCGGCAUUGAAUGGUGCCCCACCUUGAGCCAGGUAGACAUCUUCAUACCCGAGCCGAACAACAGUGAGCAACGGCCACAACAUCUCGUCUCUAGCGAAGACCUCCGCGCCGCGCUGCUGGGCGGCAAGGACGACUCCGCGUGGCUGCGGGCAUUUCCGUGCCCGGAUAUGCCCAAGCAGACACUGGUCACUACUCUAGAUGCCAUAUCAUCACGGUAUGCAAUAACGGAGCUGUGCAGGUAUACCGGGAACCAAAUCGAGGUCAGCAUGUACUCGAGGCCAUAUCGAUUCUCAGACGCCGACUUUUCGCGGCGGUGGAUGUGGGGUCGGAUCGACGGCCGAGGCGCGGCCUACUACUGGCCUGUCGACGAGGCUGGCAAGGGCGAGCCAACGACAGUGUGGCGGUUCACGCACAAGAGAAAAAGGGCUGGCGGUGGAGAAAAGGAGGAGGAGGAGGAGGAGGAGGAGGAGGAGGAGGAGGAGGAGGAGGAGGAGGAGGAGGAGGAGGAGGAGGAGGAGGAGGUGCGGUAUGGGGAGGACCCGAGGUUGUUCUGGGACGACUGGGACGAGGACCAGCCUGGCGACACGGCCGAGCCGACGCCAUUCAGCGGCAACUUUGAGAAGUUCGUUCGGCGGGAGUGGACGGGCUGGAACUGCCUGUUCAACCAGAGCAGGCAUGUGCCCAAGACUGCCACUGUCUUGACAGAGAGCACGAGAAGGCAGUUGGUUGCGCAGGGCCUCUGGCAAGACGGCGCUGUUCCCGCCUUUGCAGACCCUGGGCGUGCUCCAGCGACGGAUCGUCGCGCGACUCAACUCAAAGAGGCUCCAAUCUUCCGCUUGUUAUUCCUCCCGCUCAGCUCUCAGCCUUCCGACUAA
Molecule: messenger RNA, 987 nt
Organism: Microdochium trichocladiopsis
Lineage: Eukaryota; Fungi; Ascomycota; Sordariomycetes; Xylariales; Microdochiaceae
Exons: 1
Coding region: 1-987 (328 amino acids)
Source: RefSeq, a predicted model, not a curated record